Messenger RNA from Trichoderma asperellum CBS 433.97, 2180 nucleotides. RefSeq lists its product as uncharacterized. The record is from RefSeq and is a predicted model, not a curated record. Lineage: Eukaryota; Fungi; Ascomycota; Sordariomycetes; Hypocreales; Hypocreaceae.
CCUACCUCUCCCAGCAAAUAUGUCAACACCACACAAAACCCAGCAAUGACAGAUAUCGACAUCGGCCUCGACUCCCACAACCGCAAUCGCAGCCACGACAAAGCCGACAAACACAACGAAGACAGCAGCAGCCACGACGGCCAUGACAAUCGCACGUCGAAAAGCUACAGCCCUCGGCACACCGGCCGUCUAAAGGCCCCUCCGCGUAUCGCUUUCCUCCUCCACCACGUCCGAAGCCAUCCCGAGGCCUAUCUGGUAGCGUUUUCCACGCUAUACUUUCGACUCUUCCCCAUAAUCUUCACGCACAAUUCCACACCGCUAAGCGUGUACCUCGCCGUCGUGCUGGUCUUUAUACCGGUCAAGGUGAUCCUGGCAGCAUGGCGGGCAUAUAAUUCCUCGUCCUACGCAUCCAAGGGGCGGAAGAGGAGGGGCAGCUUCUUGUUGCCGUCGAAUGGGCCUUCCACGACGGGCAGGGCUAAGAAGGGUGGAGGAGCGGCGCAAUCGCUGCUUUGGCUGUGCGGUGCGCUCUUCAGCAUAUGGGUUUAUACAACGGGCAUCUCGUCGCCAUUUCCCACGGCGGCGUCCAUCAUGGCCCAUUCCCCUACGUUACAAGAGCAGCAAGCACGCAAUUCGAGCUACUUCAUCGCCGCCUCCUUCUGGAACAACGAAGAUAUAUUAGACUCGUGGACCAAGCAGGCCCUCGAGCUCAUUGACUCUCUUGGCCGGCCAAACGUUUACGUUUCGCUGACUGAAAAUGACAGUGACGACAAUACGGCCAGCAAGCUGCUACACUUUGGCCGCGAGCUGACGAGGCGCAAUAUAACGCACAGCGUCAACAUAACGACAGACUUGCGCGGGUAUCCCCCGGAAAACCCCUGGCACAGCAUCAAGCACAGGAUGGGCUACAUGGCAAAUCUUCGCAACGGCGCCUUGGAGCCUCUGGAGCGGCUGAACAGGCGAUUCGCGAAUGUCAUAAUACUUAAUGACAUCGUGUUUCACCAUACAGAUGUCCUCAAGCUAAUUGCAGCAGUGGGAGGAGAUGAUGUCGGCGGCCCACAGGCCAAGUAUCCCAUGUCGCGUCAGAUGGCGAAACCAGGGAAAAGACGCAUGGCCUGCAGCAUCGACAUGGACGGCGCGACGGUGUAUGACACGUGGGUGCUCCGCGAUCGCUGCGGAAGGCCUGUUAGCGGCUUCUGGCCAUUUUUCACAUCAGAGGAGGACAAGAAGGCUGUGCGCGAGAAUCGCGUGUUGGAGGUUGGCACCUGUUGGAACGGGCUCGUGGUCCUCGACGGGGACAUGCUGCUCGACCCACCUCUCCGCAGCAAGAACGCAGAUUGGGAUGCGGCCACGCUGCGCUUCCAACAGCCGCCCGAGUGCAUCAUAUCCGAGUGCUCGCUGCUGCCGUUGGCCAUCACCAACGUCACAGGCGGCGCCCCGGUGGUCAUGGAUCCCUCCGUCAUAGUGGGCUAUAGCAUCGGGUGGUGGAGGUACUAUGCAGUCUGGAUGCGCAUGCCUGUCGUGCGGCUGUGGAUGAACAUAUUCGAGCAGGGAUACUGGAACCUCUGGUGGAAACUGGGGAUGGGCAAAGGCUUAAGAUGGGCCGGGCUGGAUAACGGCAAAGAGAAGAAUGAGUGCAUCAUCACUGGGUGGCCCAGGUGCGAGAGCGAGGAGCGCGAUUAUACCGUCAAGGGGGGGAUAAGACUUGGCAAGUGAGACAACACCAGUAGUAGUUGAGAUGAUCGACGGAGGGAAUAAGCUGUGAGACACAGCGAGACACUGACUCGGCUACUCGUGUAUUCUCAACAUGUCUCUUGCAGACUGAGACCGAGACCGUGACCAAGACCCUGCAGCCAGCCAUUUGGGCGGUGCAAGUGGUCCCUGUUGCUGUAAGUGGCCCAGUUACAACGGCCGCACACCGCAACACGUUAAUUUCGGUGCUGCCACCACAAGAGUUGGAUAGUGGAGUAUAUAUUAUACCUACGCAAGUACAAAGCAUUCUCAAUGGACAAACAUCUAGAACGUAUGAGGACGGCUAGCAGCAUCAACCAAGGCAUUGGGCCGAGGCAUUGACUACUACAUAGUAGUAAGCUGCCGCAAAGGUGCCAAAGCAGGGCGGUGUACUUGAUCAGGUUGUGUACCUUAGCUGCAGCAGCCCAAGUAAACAUUGAAGCUUACCAUUU